This is a messenger RNA of Peniophora sp. CBMAI 1063, 1311 nucleotides long. Lineage: Eukaryota; Fungi; Basidiomycota; Agaricomycetes; Russulales; Peniophoraceae. The record is from the annotation of a GenBank genome assembly.
AUGGCAACCUUCUCAUGGUCCGACGCGUUUCACGCCGCGCUCAACCCCUGCCUAUCCUGCAUUCGCUCUCCCCCUCCAUCUUCCGACCCGCACCAGCAACAUAGACGGUACUCCGACCUCGAGCGACUACUCGCCAACGACUCGACCGCUUCACUCGACCACGACGCCGACGCGCUCUCUUUGCACUCGAAUGCUGGCCGCGGAGGGACGAGGAGGAAGAAGAGCGUGUUCCCGAAGAGCAUCACGCUGUUUGGCUACCACCUCUUCGGGCGCCCGCCUAUCCAUCUCCCCGAGGACGAACCGUCGCUGGAGCCCUCGCGGCCCAUACGACCACCCCACACAGACCGCGUCGUCAGCACCGCAUCGCUCGAUCCCAUACCCGACGCCGCGCCUUUAGACGCAGACGCGAUUCAGGCGCGCGCGAACGAGGAGGCGGAGCGGGCGGAGAGGAAGAAGCGGAGGAGGGAGAAGAGAGAGGCGAAGAGGGCCGCGCUGGCGCUCGCGAUGCAGAACGGCGGGAACGAGGGCGAGGGCGCGUUUGAGGGGUUCCAGGGGAGCGGGCCGGUGCAGUUUGGGCGCGGGCUGUACUCGGACGAGACGUCCAGCGCGUCCGGCUCCGGCUCGGGCUAUUCACGGCCGAGGAUCACGACGCAGCAGCCUGAGGAGCGGUAUAUGGACGACGUAGACGGCGAUGCAGACGGCGACUUUGAUGCGCUCGCGUACUCGCGCCGCGCGCCCCGCGGAACGUCGGCAAACGGCUCGGACUCGCGCUCCCGCACGUCUGCCUCUCAGUCUCAAGGCCCGCUGUCGCCCGGCAUCGCGUCGUACAACCACCAAGCGCUCUCGUCGUCGCCUAUGCCCCACUCGCCACUAUCACCUCAUCACGACCCCUCCAUCACCCGGCAGAAGAAGCACAAGAAGACGAAGAGCAGUAGGACGGGCAGUAGUAAGAAGAGCGGCAGCUCCGCCGCGAGCUUUAGCGUGCCGUCGCCCUCUGCAGACGGGUUCCCUCAUGAACCGGCGGUGGCGGUGGCUGGAGCGAGCGAGGGGCAGGCGUUUGAGGGGUUCCCCGACGAUCUGCAGGAGUUGCCUACGGCGCAUGCUAUUGCGACGUUCCCCGACGCGCAGGUUGCUAGUCCGGGUUUGCCCAGUCCGGGGCUGGCUUCCCCCGCGACCCCAUUUCCGAGUAGAGAGGCCGGCGCUGCGUUGGAUCACUCGGUCGGACUGAAUACUUGCAUAAUCAUAUCAUACUACUUAUGGAUCUUCAUCGCACUCUCAUGUUGUAUAUACCCCUUGCCAUCCAUGCUCUAA